Molecule: messenger RNA, 612 nt
Organism: Cricetulus griseus (Chinese hamster)
Lineage: Eukaryota; Metazoa; Chordata; Mammalia; Rodentia; Cricetidae
Source: RefSeq, a predicted model, not a curated record
AUGGAGACACUCUCCCAGGAUUCCCUGCUGGAAUGUCAGAUCUGUUUUAAUUAUUACAGCCCACGACGAAGGCCCAAGUUGCUGGAUUGCAAGCACACCUGCUGCUCAGUGUGCCUCCAGCAGAUGAGGACCAGCCAGAAGGAUGUAAGGUGCCCAUGGUGCCGCGGUAUCACCAAGUUGCCCCCAGGCUUCUCUGUAUCACAGCUGCCCGAUGACCCUGAGGUCCUGGCAGUCAUUGCCAUACCGCACACUUCUGAGCACACCCCAGUCUUCAUCAAACUUCCAAGCAAUGGGUGCUACAUGCUGCCCCUGCCCAUCUCUAAGGAGCGCACACUCCUGCCGGGAGACAUGGGCUGCCGUCUGCUGCCAGGGAGCCAGCAGAAGCCCCUCACCGUGGUGACCAUCCCUGCAGAACAACAGCCCCUGCAGGGUGGAGCUCCCCAAGAGGCCGUGGAGGAGGAGCCUGACAGACGGGGUGUGGUGAAGAGUUCCACAUGGUCUGGCGUGUGCACUGUCAUCUUGGUGGCCUGUGUUUUGGUCUUCCUUUUGGGCAUCGUGCUACACAACAUGUCCUGCAUCUCUAAGCGCUUCACUGUGAUAUCUUGUGGUUGA